GCUCCCACACUCAAUUCUACUCUGUCAAUCCUGAUCACUUUGAUUACGAAAACCUUCCAAACUAAUCGCGCCAAUUAGAACAAAUCAACCGAUUGACAUCAUGAAGCUCUUCCUAAUCCUCAUCAUAUGUGCUUCGGCAAUCUCAAGUAGCUUUGCCUACGAUCCUAGCCCCCUCCAGGACAUUUGCGUGGCUAUAGCUGAGCCCGAAAAUGCUGUGUUUGUGAAUGGAAAAUUUUGCAAGAACCCAAAUCUUACAGUGGCCGAGGAUUUCCUCUUCCAAGGGCUCAAUAUUCCUGGCAAUACCAAUAACAAGCUCGGGUCAAAAGUGACCCCUGUCACCGUUGACCAGCUCCCAGGGCUCAACACCUUAGGCAUCUCUUUGGCCCGCAUCGACUUCGCUCCUUACGGCCUGAACCCACCCCACACCCACCCUCGUGGAACUGAGUUCCUCGUAGUUCUCGAGGGCGAGCUCUAUGUGGGGUUUGUCCUGUCGAACCAGCUAGCAAACAGGCUCAUCACCAAAGUAUUGAAGCCUGGAGAUGUGUUUGUGUUCCCGAUCGGCAUGAUCCACUUCCAGCUCAACGUGGGGAAGACCAACGCUGUCGCAUUUGCAGGCUUGAGUAGCCAAAACCCCGGUGUCAUAACAAUCGCUAAUGCCGUGUUCGGAGCUAAGCCCCCAAUUAACCCGGAUGUCUUGAUCAAGGCAUUCCAGGUGGACAAGAAAGUUGUUGAUUAUCUCCAAUCCCAGUUUUGGUACGACAACAACUAAAACUCAAAGGAUGGAGAUGGAAAGAGGAUAUAUAUAUAUAUCCGUCAAAUUAUAAUAAAUUAGACUGUGGUAUGUAUGCCUUCCUAAAUAAAGAUUAUAUGUUCGAUGAUUCUUAUUAUAUGAUUUUAUGUUCAUUUGAGGUGGAAAAA
This is a messenger RNA of Punica granatum (pomegranate), 918 nucleotides long. Lineage: Eukaryota; Viridiplantae; Streptophyta; Magnoliopsida; Myrtales; Lythraceae. The record is from RefSeq and is a predicted model, not a curated record.